AUGAAGAGAAGCACCCUCCUCAUCCUCUCCAUCACAGGGGUCUACAGCGCCGUUCUCCACUCAGCAGCAUGGUCUGUGAAUAACUUUCUGAUGACAGGACCUAAGGCGUACCUGACGUUCUCCAGCAGCGUGGCGGCCGGGGCACACAGCGGCAUGGAGGAGUGCAAGUUCCAGUUCGGCUGGGAGCGCUGGAACUGCCCCGAGAGCGCCCUGCAGCUCUCCACGCACAACCGGCUCCGCAGCGCUACCCGGGAAACCUCCUUUGUGCACGCCAUCAGCUCUGCCGGGGUCAUGUACACCCUGACCAGGAACUGCAGCCUGGGGGACUUCGACAGCUGCGGCUGCGACGACUCCCGGAACGGCCGCGUGGGUGGCCGAGGCUGGGUCUGGGGAGGGUGCAGUGACAACGUGGAGUUUGGGGAGAAGGUCUCCAAGCUCUUUGUGGAUGCCUUGGAAACGGGACACGACACCCGCGCACUGAUUAACCUGCACAACAAUGAGGUUGGGAGACUUGCGGUGAAAGACACCAUGAAGAGAGCCUGCAAGUGCCACGGGGUGUCGGGCAGCUGCAGCAUCCAGACCUGCUGGCUGCAGCUGGCCGAGUUCCGCGAGGUGGGCAACCUGCUGAAGCUCAAGUACGACCAAGCGCAGAAGCUGGAGAUGGACAAGCGGCGCCUGAGGGCCGGCAACAGCGCCGAGAGCCGCGGCGCCACGGCCGAGACCUUCCACCACAUCCACGCCACCCAGCUGGUGUUCCUGGAGGACUCCCCCGACUACUGCACCAGGAACGCCAGCCUGGGCCACCAGGGCACGGAGGGCCGCGAGUGCCUGCAGAGCGGCAGGAACCUGUCGCAGUGGGAGAAGCGCAGCUGCCGGCGGCUCUGCACCGAGUGCGGGCUGCGCGUGGAGGAGCGCAGGACCGAGGUGGUGUCCAGCUGCAACUGCAAGUUCCACUGGUGCUGCACCGUGCGCUGCGAGCAGUGCCGGACCACGGUGGCCAAGCACUUCUGCACCCGCCGCGACCCCGCCGCGCCCAACCACAGCCGGCAGAGGAGCAGGGCCCACAGGAGAUAG
Melospiza melodia melodia is the source of this 1074-nucleotide messenger RNA. RefSeq names its product Wnt family member 8A (gene WNT8A). Gene Ontology annotation, cellular component: extracellular region. The coding region runs from base 1 to 1074 and encodes 357 amino acids. Gene Ontology annotation, biological process: multicellular organism development; cell fate commitment; neuron differentiation. The record is from RefSeq and is a predicted model, not a curated record. Gene Ontology annotation, molecular function: frizzled binding; cytokine activity. The transcript is spliced from 6 exons. NCBI's taxonomy places the organism in Eukaryota, Metazoa, Chordata, Aves, Passeriformes, Passerellidae.